CACACACCUCCUCUGCUGAGAAAACGGGGCAGAGGCGGGCGUUAGCCAGAGAAGGGACCAGCCAAGCUCCUCCCUAGCCCUUCCUUUGCGCCUCGGUCUGGGUCCAUGGCUCCCGACUCCCGCCUCUCCGCCUCUCCGGCUAAGAGCGGAUGGAGAGCCUGGGAUGCGAGCGAGCGCAGGGUCCAGGGCUGCGCGAUGCCGGUGCCGAGCACAUUGCUCCUGCUGUUCACCUACCUGACUUACCUGGUCCUGGGCACCUGCGUGUUCUGGGUGCUGGAGAGCCCCGCGGCGCACGAUUCCAGCAAGAGAUUCCAGAGCGACAAGUGGGCACUGCUGCGGAACUUCACGUGUCUGGAUGGCCAGGCGCUGGACUCGCUGAUCCGGGGCAUCAUCGAGGCAUACAAAAAUGGGGACAUCGUCCUUGGCAACACUACCAGCAUGGGACGCUGGGAGUUCGUGGGCUCCUUCUUCUUCUCCGUGUCCACCAUCACCACCAUCGGACCUCAAGCACAGUCAGGCCGAGCAGCCUGGACACCGCCUGGGAGCAGAACCUUGGUCUUACGGAAGAUCUGCUGAAUCGACUCCUGCCCUCCACCCAGGUUCCUGGAAGGGAGGGAAGAAGCGAAGCGAGGACAAACGGGAUUCUCACGUUUUAUGGUGCAAACACCGUCCCUCCUAGAGCUUUGGUCUUCCAGUCUGCAGGCUACGGGAACCUGAGCCCCCGCACGAUGGCCGCCCGGCUCUUCUGCAUCUUCUUUGCUCUCGUGGGGAUCCCGCUCAACCUCGUGGUGCUCAACCGCCUGGGGCACUGCAUGCAGCAGGCGGUACACCGCUGUGCCCGCAGGCUGGGGGGCGCCUGGAAGGACCCGGCCAAGGCCCGGUGGCUGGCGGGCUCCAGCGCCCUCCUGUCGGGCCUCCUGCUUUUCCUGCUGUUGCCCCCGCUGCUCUUCAACCACAUGGAAGGCUGGACCUAUGUGGAGGGCUUCUACUUCUCCUUCGUCACUCUCAGCACCGUGGGCUUCGGCGACUACGUGAUUGGAAUGAACCCCUCCCGGAAUUACCCACUGUGGUACCAGAACACAGUGUCUCUGUGGAUCCUCUUUGGGAUGGCGUGGCUGGCAUUGAUCAUCAAACUGAUCCUCUCCUUACUGGAGGCUCCACGAGAAUCAUACUCCUGCUAUCCUCAGAGUUCCAAGGGGAACUUCAAGCCCCGAAGCUGGAGUCAGGGCCUGGAUGAGGAGGCAGGACCCCACUCCCCACAGCCAAGCUGCUCUCCAGAGGGGCAGCACCCAGAACCUUCUACUCAAGUCUCAUGCUGCGGAAAGGACAGCUAACUAUAUUCCAGCAUUUGUUCCACUUUCUUCUUCAGCAAGAAGAUUAUUGAUUUUAAGCUCAGCAUAAGACCGCCCAGACAAAAGUUUACAGAUUUUGGUCUUCCGUUGAAGCUAGGUGCAGCUAUAUGAUUAAAUUUUAUCCAGUGGGAUAUACAGAGAAGUAAUCUGUGUGACUUACAGUGUGUGGAGGGUACUUCUCUUUACCACUCCCUUCUAGCUGGCUGCAACGGUGGCGGGAGCUCUGGCAGCCAUAUUGCACCAUGAGUUGGAGGCCAUGUUUGAGACUGGUGACACAAUGAAAUAGAAGGAGCCUGGAUUCUUGACGUUUGCAGAGGCACCAUAACAAACCUGGACUGGAUUCCACCAGACUUCAUUUAUAUA
Messenger RNA from Bubalus bubalis (water buffalo), 1715 nucleotides. It is a transcript of the gene KCNK17, whose product is annotated as potassium two pore domain channel subfamily K member 17. Gene Ontology annotation, molecular function: potassium ion leak channel activity. NCBI's taxonomy places the organism in Eukaryota, Metazoa, Chordata, Mammalia, Artiodactyla, Bovidae. Gene Ontology annotation, cellular component: membrane. The coding region runs from base 150 to 1334 and encodes 394 amino acids. Gene Ontology annotation, biological process: potassium ion transmembrane transport; stabilization of membrane potential. The record is from RefSeq and is a predicted model, not a curated record. The transcript is spliced from 7 exons.